Molecule: messenger RNA, 336 nt
Organism: Lasiodiplodia theobromae
Lineage: Eukaryota; Fungi; Ascomycota; Dothideomycetes; Botryosphaeriales; Botryosphaeriaceae
Product: Catabolite repression protein creC
Exons: 2
Coding region: 1-336 (111 amino acids)
Cellular component (GO): cytoplasm
Molecular function (GO): protein-arginine deiminase activity; calcium ion binding
Source: RefSeq, a predicted model, not a curated record
AUGCUACGGACAAAGCUUUCGCACAUGAGCGUUGACGAGUUCCUCUCCUUCCUGCCGGCGGAAAACGGGCUGGGUUCCACCAUCUCGGUGGCUGACACGCGCCCCGCGCUCGAUGUGCUGCGCAAGGCCAAUGAGACAGGCCACGGCGACGUGCGCGCUUACAGAAAGACUGCAUUGCCGGACCAGGGUGGAGACGGCGGUUUCAGUCCCAACCUCAAUGUGACCAUCGCCGAGGUGCUUGGUGAUGAGCAUUAUAUCGACGCCAAUGUGGCUGUCCUGCUUCAGGAAAUGGGCCUGAAUGAAACGUAUGUUGUCCGGAUCCCGAUGCUAUUCUAG